Molecule: messenger RNA, 1329 nt
Organism: Pestalotiopsis fici W106-1
Lineage: Eukaryota; Fungi; Ascomycota; Sordariomycetes; Amphisphaeriales; Sporocadaceae
Exons: 3
Coding region: 1-1329 (442 amino acids)
Biological process (GO): DNA-templated transcription; regulation of DNA-templated transcription
Molecular function (GO): DNA-binding transcription factor activity, RNA polymerase II-specific; zinc ion binding; DNA binding
Source: RefSeq, a predicted model, not a curated record
AUGCAGAGAAAGAUCUACGAUCGGAGGGACCACGGUGCUGGUCGGAGCGGGUGUGAAUCUGUACUCGUCACUUUCUCCUUUGACGGGACACAUCACUAUGAACUAUCCCAGGAGGCGAGCGCCAAUCGCUUGAAGCGAAAAUGCGAUGGCCACCGUCCAGCCUGCCGGCUCUGCAGUGUUUCUGGCGUGCCGUGUCAAUUCGAGGACGCUGGUCCGACUAGGAAUGCAACCAGAGAGGAGGACACUGCCACCACAGACGUUGCUGCUCUUGAACAUUCUGUAUCAUCGAGUCCAUCAACCACAGAGCUGCUCCGGCGAAUCGAUGAACUCAAGUCACUGCUGGGACGGCCCACUGAGCCUGAGCCUGAGCCCGAGCCCGAGCCCGAGCCCGAGCCCGAGGUGCCAGUGCCAAUGCCAGUGCCGGUGUCAAUGCCGCUGGUGGCGCCAGUACCAGAUCCCCUCAUGCCCAAAUCACCUCAGAUGUCCUAUCCAGCUUUCUAUGGGAGCCUUGAUGAGCCAUCCAGUCUCCCGGCAUUCCUCGCCACCGUAUUCUCGCCAACCGAAAUGCCGGCUGGGAUGCCUUUUGGGGCGGACCAGUCACCCUCCAGCUUGGAGGGCUAUCAUACAGACGACGAACCACUGACGAUCCCCAUCGGUCACCUUACGCCCACGAGUAAUUUGUUUUCGUUGCCGGAAGUCAAGAGACUUAUUGGAGAAUACCCCGAAGAUUAUUUUCUUCGCAUCGAAUCCCGCCGCAAAGCAGCUCCUGACCCACCACGGGCCAGCCUUGCUGAAGCCUUUGCACAUCUCAAGUCCCACGAGGAUGAGCGGGAGGCACUGCUAGACGCCUUUUGGUCUGAGAUACACCCCAACUUUCCAAUAAUUGAUCGCCACCGCUUCAAAGUCUUUUUCGACGGGAUUGUGAACGAUGGCCCUGCAUGCAACACCGAUGUGGCCUUGUGUUUGAUGGUGUUGGCACUGGGUCAGCUCAUUAGCAGCCAGCCGGACUCACUUGGCGACUCUAGCAUGCCGCCAAAAGAAGUGGAUUACUUUUCUCAGGCAUAUCACGCUCUAACAUGUGAAUGGAUCACUUCAUUUGAUUUCAACCUGUCCUUGUCGACUGGUCUGGUCUACGGCGCCAUUUACCUCGCCUAUGUACAGCAACCUCUACUUUCCUGGAAAUUGAUCCAUAUGGCGUCCAUAAAAUUGCAGAUGCUGGUGGCUCGACUCAAAACAGACCUCGUGAGCCAAGAAGAGGCCGACUGCGUAGGACGAUUGUGCUGGACUUGCUUCCUUCUCGAAUGGUUGUCAUAUCCACUGGAUCAAUAA